Molecule: messenger RNA, 5728 nt
Organism: Erinaceus europaeus (western European hedgehog)
Lineage: Eukaryota; Metazoa; Chordata; Mammalia; Eulipotyphla; Erinaceidae
Gene: FER1L6
Product: fer-1 like family member 6
Exons: 40
Coding region: 1-5568 (1855 amino acids)
Biological process (GO): plasma membrane organization
Cellular component (GO): membrane
Source: RefSeq, a predicted model, not a curated record
AUGUUUGGACUGAAGCUGAAGAAGAAGAAGAAUAAAGCAGAAAAGGGAUUAAUCCUAGCCAACAAAGUUGCCCAAGAUGGACAAAGUGAAGCAGAAGCACCUCAGGAGGGGCCUUUUCUCCAGGAAGGACCCAGUGGAGACCUGGUUUAUGAUGAGGCUGCCGUCAUACCUGUCCCCUCAGCUCCUCCAAAGAGAAGGUCAAAACUCUUGACUAAGAUUCAUGAUGGGGAUGUUAAAUCGCAAAAUUACCAAAUUGCCAUAACUAUCACUGAGGCACGCCAGCUAGUGGGAGAGAACAUUGACCCAGUUGUGAUCAUCGAGAUUGGGGAUGAGAAGAAGCAAAGCACAGUGAAGGAAGGAACCAACAGCCCAUUUUACAAUGAAUAUUUUGUCUUUGACUUCAUUGGGCCUCAAGUUCAUCUUUUUGACAAGAUUAUCAAAAUCUCAGUCUUUCACCACAAACUGAUAGGAAGCAUAUUGAUUGGCUCCUUCAAAGUAGAUUUGGGAACUGUGUACAACCAACCAGGUCACCAGUUCUGUGAUAAGUGGGCCCUGCUCACAGACCCUGGAGACAUCAGGACUGGCACCAAAGGGUACCUGAAGUGUGAUAUCAGUGUGAUUGGGAAAGGCGACAUCUUAAAGACCAACCUCAAAACCUCCGACGCAGAGGAACAAAUAGAAAAGAAUCUUUUGAUCCCUCAAGGCUUUCCAUCAGAGAGACCCUGGGCCAGAUUCUUUGUGAGACUCUACAAAGCAGAAGGCUUGCCCAAAAUGAACUCCAGCAUCAUGGCAAAUGUCACCAAAGCAUUCGUGGGUGAUAGUAAGGACCUCGUGGACCCCUUUGUGGAAGUCUCCUUUGCAGGACAGACGGGACGGACCACAGUGCAGAAGAACUGUGCAGAUCCUGUGUGGCAUGAACAGGUGGUCUUCAAGGAAAUGUUCCCUCCCUUGUGCCGGAGGGUGAAGAUCCAGGUGUGGGAUGAAGGCAGCAUGAACGAUGUAGCUUUGGCAACCCAUUUCAUUGAUUUGAAGAAAAUCUCCAAUGAAGAAGAUGGAGAUAAAGGCUUCCUACCUACCUUUGGACCUGCCUGGAUUAACUUGUAUGGCUCACCCAGGAACCACAGUCUCAUGGAUGACUACCAGGAACUGAAUGAAGGCUUUGGAGAAGGCGUGUCUUUUCGGGGCAGAAUAUUGGUAGAAAUUGCUGUGGAAAUUCUCUCUGGAGGGGCACAAGAAUCUAAAUUUUCCAAGGCACUCAAGGAUCUCAAACUAUCUUCCAAAUCUUCUAAAGGCUCCAGUAAGGACAAAACUGACAAAACUGAUGAUGGGAAACCCCAGCAGGCUUCAGAUAAAAACAACUCAACAGAAGUGGAGGUGGAACCUUUUGAUGUUCCACCAGAGAUUGUACCAGAAAAAUAUGAGGAGUUUUUACUCUUUGGAACAUUUUUUGAAGCUACCAUGAUUGAUCGGAAGAUUGGGGAUAGACCCAUUAGCUUUGAAGUUUCUGUUGGCAAUUUUGGGAACUUGAUUGACGGAGGGUCCUAUCAUGGGAGUAAGAAAAAGUCAGCAGAGUCAGUUGAAGAAGAGAGUCUUUCACUAUUGCAUGGUAAAGAAGGGGACUCAGAUCACAGUAUUGCCAUCCCUGUGUGCUCCACCACUCACCCAGAGAAGCCACUUGUGACAGAAGGAAACAGGAAUUACAACUAUUUGCCAUUUGAAGCCAAGAAACCAUGUGUCUACUUUAUCAGUUCUUGGGGAGACCAGAUAUUUAGGCUAUACUGGUCCAACAUGCUGGAGAAAAUGGCAGACCUCCUGGAAGAAAGUAUAGAAGAAGUGAAAGAAUUGAUCAAGAUUUCAGAGCAAGCACCAGAAGAGAAAAUGAAAACAGUCCUCAAUGACUUUAUCAAUCAAAGCAGUGCCUUUAUCUCUGAAGCAGAAAAAAAGCCUAAGAUGCUGAACCAAACCACUUUAGAUAAGAAACGACUUACGCUCUGUUGGCAGGAGCUGGACGCAAUGGCCAAGGAGGCCAAGGCGAUCAUUCAGCAGCAGAAGAAAAAGUUCUCCCUUGAUGAAAUGAUCCAUGAAGCCCAGAACUUUGUGGAAAAAAUCCGCUUUCUGGUGGAUGAGCCUCAGCACACCAUCCCCGAUGUCUUCAUCUGGAUGCUCAGUAACAACAAGAAAGUGGCUUACGCCCGCAUUGCUGCCAAAGACCUGCUCUACUCCCCUGUCAAGGGACAGAUGGGCAAACAUUGUGGGAAGAUCAAAACGCAUUUCCUCAAACUUCCUGGUAAACGAGCAGCUGGUUGGUCAGUGCAAGCAAAAGUUGACGUGUACCUGUGGCUGGGCUCCACCCGAUACUCCAGUGCCAUGUUGGACAACUUGCCUGCAGGUUAUGAAGCAGAACUGUCUUCCAAAGUGGCUGAUGCCAGCCAACCUCCAGCCACCCUGGUCUACCAAGACCGUCAUAUCUUUCAGCUGAGAGCUCACAUGUAUCAAGCCCGAGGCCUCAUAGCGGCUGACAGCAAUGGGCUUUCAGACCCCUUUGCCAAGGUCACGUUCUUUUCCCACUGCCAGACUACAAAGGUCAUUUACCAGACCCUCUCCCCAACCUGGAACCAGAUGCUGCUGUUCAAUGGCUUGGUGCUGCAUGGAGACCAGAAAGAGUUGGCAGAGUCCCCACCAUUAGUGGUGGUAGAGCUAUAUGACAGUGAUGCUGUGGGGAAGCCAGAGUAUUUGGGUUCUACAGUGGCUGCUCCUGUGGUGAAGCUAGUCGGCCAGGAUUAUGAACCACCCAGACUGAGUUAUCACCCCAUAUUUUGUGGGAACCUUUCCGGAGGGGACCUUCUCGCUGUAUUUGAACUGCUACAGGUCCCUUCAUCUGGACUGCAGGGGCUCCCUCCCCUUGACCCACCAGAUGUCACCCAGAUCUACCCAGUUCCUGCUAACAUUCGGCCGGUGUUGAGUAAUUACCGAGUGGAGGUUCUCUUCUGGGGAGUCCGGGAAAUGAAGAAGGUGCAGCUCCUCUCGGUGGAUCGUCCUCAGGUUCUCAUAGAGUGUGGUGGACGUGGAGUGAAGUCCACUGUGAUCCAGAGCUACAAGAACAACCCCAACUUCAAUGUCCAGGCUGAUGCUUUUGAAGUGGAGCUUCCUGAGAAUGAACUUUUGCACCCACCCUUGAGCAUCUGUGUGGUUGACUGGAGGGCCUUUGGAAGGAGCACGCUGGUGGGCACCUACACCAUCAACUGCUUGAAGCAAUUUCUGUGUAAAUCCAGAGAGACCCUUGCCACUACUUCACAGAUGGAUGGACUCCAAGCUGGCCAAGGUGUCUCAGCUUCACCAGCAGUCACUGAGUCCUUAGAAGCCCUCAGCCCCUCCCAAGAGCCCCCAUCUGAUCACAUCUAUGUGGAUGUUGAGCCUCCACCCACUGUGGUUUCUGACCCUGCCCAGGAUCAGCCAGCCAGCCGGGCAGACUCCUCUGACUCACCUGCUUUGCUGGAAUCUGAAUAUAAACCUGCAGCCCAGGAACCACCAAAAGAUGGGAAAGCUAAGGUUGCCAGGAAAUUAUCUCGGAGGUCUACCAAAAGAAGGAAGAGAACCAUAGCAGAUGAAUCUGCUGAAAACGUCAUUGACUGGUGGUCUAAAUAUUAUGCCUCCCUGAAGAAAGCACAGAAGGAAAAUGAAAGUGAUCCCAAGAAGAGAAAAGGCAAUGCAGAGACAAAACCAGAUGAGGUUGUGGUAAAUAUAGAAGAUAGUCCAAAGAAGAAGAAAAAUAAAAUGCUGAAGAAAAAACUCAAAGAAGAUGAAAUCCCCAACCUGGCUGUUUUGCAGAUAUAUGAUGGUGAUCUUGAGAGUGAAUUCAACAAUUUUGAAGACUGGGUGAAAACCUUUGAACUCUUUAGAGGAAAGUCUACAGAAGAUGACAAUGGCCUUGAUGGAGAUAGAGUCAUAGGAAAGUUUAAGGGCUCCUUCUGCAUCUAUAAAAGUCCUGAAGAUUCCAGCACUGAGGACAGUGGACAGCUGAGAAUUCAGCAAGGGAUUCCACCCAACCAUGCUGUCAAAGUCCUCAUCAGGGUAUACAUUGUUGCGGCGUUUAACCUUAGCCCAGCUGAUCCAGAUGGAAAAGCAGAUCCCUACAUUGUGCUCAGACUUGGCAAAACAGAAAUCAAAGACCGGGACAAGUACAUCCCCAAACAACUGAAUCCAGUGUUUGGAAGGUCCUUUGAAAUCCAGGCCACAUUCCCAAAGGAAUCCCUGCUCUCUGUCCUAAUCUAUGACCAUGACAUGAUUGGGACUGAUGACCUCAUUGGCGAGACCAGGAUUGACUUGGAGAACCGCUUCUACAGCAAGCACAGAGCUAUCUGUGGCUUGCAGAGUCAGUAUGAGAUAGAAGGAUACAAUGCCUGGAGGGACACGUCCAAACCCACUGAGAUCCUUACCAAACUCUGCAAAGAUCACAAGCUGAAUGGACCCUACUUUCAACCUGGGCAAAUACAGAUAGGAAGUCAGAUUUUUUCAGGGGAAACAGUCUUCACUGAAGAGGACACUGAUGAGACGGUGGAGUCAUACGAACACUUGGCCCUCAAGGUGUUACGAUCAUGGGAGGAUAUCACAGAGGUUGGAUGUAGGCUGGUUCCUGAGCACAUAGAAACUCGGCCACUCUACCUCAAAGAUAAACCAGGAAUGGAGCAGGGGCGCCUGCAGAUGUGGGUGGACAUGUUUCCCAAAGAUAUGCCUCAGCCUGGACCUCCUGUUGACAUUUCACCAAGGAAACCCAAAGGGUAUGAACUGAGAGUAACCAUCUGGAACACUGAAGAUGUAAUUUUAGAGGAUGAGAACAUCUUCACAGGACAGAAGUCAAGUGAUAUUUAUGUUAAAGGGUGGCUAAAGGGGUUGGAAGAUGACAAGCAGGAGACAGACGUACAUUACAACUCUCUGACUGGAGAGGGGAAUUUCAACUGGCGCUUCUUGUUUGCAUUUCAGUAUCUCCCAGCUGAGAAGCAAAUGGUCAUUACUAAGAGGGAGAACAUCUUUUCCUUAGAAAAAAUGGAGUGCAAAACUCCAGCUGUAUUAGUUCUCCAGGUCUGGGAUUUUGAAAGACUGUCUUCAGAUGACUUUCUGGGUUCCCUGGAAAUGAACCUUAAUAGUUUCCCGCGAGCAGCCAAAACUGCCAAGGCCUGUGAUCUCAACAAAUUUGAAAAUGCCAAUGAGGAAAACAAGAUCUCCAUAUUCCAGCAAAAGCGUGUGCGAGGCUGGUGGCCUUUUGCUAAAAGCAAAGAGCUCACAGGCAAGGUUGAAGCUGAAUUCCACCUUGUUACAGCAGAAGAAGCUGAGAAAAAUCCAGUUGGAAAAGCCCGGAAGGAGCCAGAGCCCCUGGCCAAGCCCAACCGCCCUGAUACCUCCUUCUCUUGGUUUGUGAGUCCCUUCAAGUGUCUGUAUCACCUCAUCUGGAAGAAUUACAAGAAGUACAUCAUCAUUGCUUUCAUUUUGCUCAUCCUCAUCAUCUUCCUGGUCCUAUUUAUCUAUACCUUGCCAGGAGCCAUCAGCAGAAGGAUUGUUGUAGGCUCUUAAAGUAUCACAGUAGGUGGGGGUAGAUAGCAUAAUGGUUAUGCAAAGUGACUCUCAUGCCCGAGGCUCUGAAGUCCCAGGUUCAAUCCCCCUGCACUACUAUAAAUGAGAGCUGAUCAGUGCUCUGGUAAAAACAAAACAAAAUAAAACAAAGUAAUAAAGA